Messenger RNA from Caenorhabditis sp. 36 PRJEB53466, 1218 nucleotides. The record is from the annotation of a GenBank genome assembly. NCBI's taxonomy places the organism in Eukaryota, Metazoa, Nematoda, Chromadorea, Rhabditida, Rhabditidae.
AUGACUUUUCGACGCUUCGCUCCCCUCUUCUUACUUAUUUCCUUUGUUUCUGCCGACUUUUCGGCCAGUUUCAACAAGUUUCUGACUGACAAUUACGGCAAAAGCAUUGACGAUCUGCUCGCGAGGAGGGACAUCGGACCGCACGGGAGCUACGGAGGCGGCACGCACGACGGCAGCACUCGCACGAGGUACUGUAGGCCCGGGGUGCGGGGAAGCAGCACAGUUCCUUUCUGCAGGAAACAGGCGGUGGUCCUUGUGCACGGAAUCACCAACACGGCCGGCACGUUCAGCGGACACCGGAACCACCUUCUGAAUGCUGGAUGGAGCGACGAGUUGGUCAGUCGUCCCUCACGAGAAUAUUGUGAAUUGCAAUUUGUAAUCAACGAAAAGUGAUAUCACUCUUCUUUUCCUUCUUUUUGUUCUUCCUCUGAUCUUCUCCCUUUCAUGUCUACGCGACGACGUACGGCGACGGCGGAAAAACGUUGAUGCCGUUGGUGGACAUGAAAUGUCAGUAUAUCAAACAGGUUUGCGUACUUCUUCUCGGCGAAUUCAACAACUGAGUGGCAGGUGAGAUUUAUGAUUCAAGUGGUUGCCGCUUUCACUCGAAGGAAAGUCGACGUGAUCGGAUACUCAUUGGGGUCGCCCAUCUCUAGAAAGGUGUCAAUUGAACGGACAGCUUAGGGAAUGAAAGAGUAAAAGUUCAGGCAAUUCUGGGCGGAGCCUGCGUGGACACCGGAGAAAACCUCGGACCUCCGCUCACUGCUCUCAUUGACACGUACGUUUCCGUGGCAGGUGAGCACCACAAAAGAGAAAUGAGACUGGUAGAAAUGAGACGUUCUCAGGAGCCAACCGAGGAUCUUUCCUUUGUGCAUUUCCGUUCCCUGGAGCAUGCAAUGCGAACAACGGACUUUCGUGCAACUCGAGAUUUAUUCAUGAUAUCAACUCGAGGUAUCAUCUGAAACCGGAUCGGUCCCUAAUUAGAAAAAUCCCGAGUCCGGUUGGAUUGGUAGCAAUCCACGUUCAAAUUUUCCUAAUUUCUCUCAUUCACUGAACAAACUCUAUUCUUAUAAGAGUUGUUAGGGUCCGAUCGGAUAAUUUCAAAAACCUUAACAUCCAGUUUCUUGUUUUUCCAGACAGCGCUACGAAGGAAACACAUAUUCUCGAUCUACGGUCCCGGAGACGACAAAGUUGGAUUCCGAAACUCUUGCGGCCAGCUGA